This is a messenger RNA of Helianthus annuus (common sunflower), 714 nucleotides long. RefSeq lists its product as uncharacterized. Gene Ontology annotation, molecular function: catalytic activity. Bases 1 to 714 code for a protein of 237 amino acids. The transcript is spliced from 2 exons. Lineage: Eukaryota; Viridiplantae; Streptophyta; Magnoliopsida; Asterales; Asteraceae. The record is from RefSeq and is a predicted model, not a curated record.
AUGAAUCUUGCAACUACAAAUAUUAGGGGGGCGGGUAGAUCGUCUGAAGCCAAGGCAUCGAUGAUCAGAAGAUUGAUUAAGGAGAAUAAUGUGGCUUUUUACGCUAUUCAGGAGACACAACUUUCAAAUAUUACCAGUUCUCAAAUCGGCAGACUUUGGGAUAAUUCAGCAGUGGAUUUUGCUAUUGCGGAUGCGGUCGGUCGCUCAGGAGGUUUUAUUUCAUUAUGGAAUCCAUCUAUUUUUAACGUGAAUUUGAGAAUUAUAAAACAAAAUUUUAUCAUUGUGGGUGGGAAAAUCACUGGUCUAGAUGAGGAAUUUUUCAUAGUGAAUGUUUAUGCCCCCAAUGAUGAUAGCAAAAGAAAACAUCUAUGGAUUGAUCUGCUGGAAGUCAGGGAAUCGUUUGAUGGAAUUUUUAUCUUCCUUGGUGAUUUCAACGAGGUGCGGUCACAAGAAGAUAGGUUAAACUCCGUCUUUAACCCGAAUAACGCCUUGGUUUUCAACAAUUUCAUAAGAUCGGCGGGCCUGUCAGAAUACAACAUGGGAGGUGCAAAGUUCACUUAUAUCAAUUCGGAUGGGUCGAAACAAAGUAAACUCGACAGAAUCCUAGUCUGCGACGGAUUCAUGGAGAAAUGGCCUAAUGCUAGACUAACGGCCCUUCCGAGAGAAAAAUUGGACCACAGACCUGUCAUUCUCCAGGCUCAAGGAAAGAAUUAA